Molecule: messenger RNA, 714 nt
Organism: Trifolium pratense (red clover)
Lineage: Eukaryota; Viridiplantae; Streptophyta; Magnoliopsida; Fabales; Fabaceae
Exons: 3
Coding region: 4-504 (166 amino acids)
Molecular function (GO): NAD+ poly-ADP-ribosyltransferase activity
Source: RefSeq, a predicted model, not a curated record
UUGAUGAAUUUGUAUUUGUACUGGUGUAGUGGUAUGCAAUACCAGGUGGAUAAAGAUGACGAGAAACAUCUUAUACUUUGUCGUAUUGUGUUGGGAAGUAUGGAAAAAGUGUAUCUUGAGUGUCAUCAAACCAAUCCUUCCAAUGAAGGAUAUGAUACUGCCUCUGAUGAUCCUAAUAAUCCUAACUGGUACGUCGUCUGGGCUGAUGAUAUCAACAAAAGAAUACUCCCUGUUUGUGUUAUCACCUGCAAAACCUCUGCUAUUGAGCCUCCAGUGAAAUUGAAAAUAUCGCCAUCUGAAUUGACUUAUGCUUCUAGGGUGUAUUUAGAGAUCAAGAAACGAAUACCUAUUGAAUUAAUCCCUGCACUUGAAGAUAUAUAUGGUACCUUUGAGAAGGACCGGUCGAUUUCGAGCUUCGCUAUGUACAAGAAACGUGUGCAUAAACUUAUUGGUGAUGAAAGGAGGAAGCAGAUAAUGAUGGAGCUUUAUUGGCUAGAACAUUGAAUAAUCAAAUGGAGAACCAUUGUUGUCAUCAUAGUUCAUGUGUUACUUAAUAAAUUGAGGUAAUGAGUAGUGGAAUUAAAUUGUUAAAUGUUAUGAGAAUAAAUAGGCAGGGUCUUUUAUAACCCAAAACUUUCCUUCAAAAUAUUGUGCCUUAUUUGUAUUUAGGAUUUAUGCUAUAAUUUGUGUGACAAUCUACAAGUGCUUGUUAUU